Messenger RNA from Xylona heveae TC161, 2587 nucleotides. RefSeq names its product putative DNA mismatch repair protein Mlh1. The record is from RefSeq and is a predicted model, not a curated record. Gene Ontology annotation, molecular function: ATP-dependent DNA damage sensor activity; mismatched DNA binding; ATP binding. Gene Ontology annotation, cellular component: MutLalpha complex. Gene Ontology annotation, biological process: mismatch repair. The transcript is spliced from 6 exons. Bases 170 to 2518 code for a protein of 782 amino acids. Lineage: Eukaryota; Fungi; Ascomycota; Xylonomycetes; Xylonales; Xylonaceae.
GGAGAUAAUAUGAUAUUUAUUUUCUGUCAUAUUUCACCCGAUAAGGUACUAGAUGCACCUCACUCCGAUCUGCGAAAAGCUGAACUUGCCAAAGCUGCCACAGGGUUCAUAUAUCUACAUUUUCAGAAGAACUUCUAAGGCUAGAGAAUUUAGCAGCGUAUAAUCCAGAAUGGCGGACGAUAUGGACGUGGAGAUGGAAAUUCCGCGCGGGACGAAGAGAAAAGCAGAAGAUAUACUGCAGGCAGACAAGCCAAGACAUAUUAGAGCCCUUGAUCAAGAUGUAGUCAAUAAGAUUGCCGCUGGCGAGAUUAUCGUGGCCCCGGUCCAUGCUUUGAAAGAGCUAAUCGAGAACGGGGUUGACGCGGGCUCCACAGCUAUAGAGAUUCUAGUCAAAGAAGGGGGUCUGAAACUUCUUCAGAUCACGGACAAUGGCCAUGGUAUCAAUAGGGAUGACUUGCCCAUACUGUGCGAGCGUUUUACAACUUCGAAGCUCAAAGCAUUUGAAGACCUUUCAACAAUCGGAACGUACGGUUUUAGAGGCGAAGCGUUGGCGAGUAUCAGCCACAUUGCGCAUCUCACCGUGACUACGAAGCCUAAGGAAUCGAGUUGUGCUUGGCGGGCCAAUUACUCUGGAGGAAAGCUUGUGCCCGCUAAACCUGGACAGAGUGCAGACCCUAAGCCUACUGCUGGGCGACAAGGCACGCAGAUUACAGUCGAGGACCUUUUUUACAAUGUGCCAGCGCGCCGUAGGGCGUUCCGUUCCGCAAGUGAAGAAUAUGCAAAAAUUCUUGACAUGGUAGGGCGAUAUGCUGUGCAUUGUCAUGGUGUCGCAUUCACGUGCAAGAAACACGGUGAUACCAGCAUGGGCAUCUCUACGCCGGCAAAUGCUACUAUCGUUGAUAGGAUACGUCAGAUUCAUGGGGCUGCCGUUGCUAAUGAGCUCAUCGAAUUGAAAAAUGAAGACGAUCGCCUCGGCUUCAUGGCACAAGGUUGGGUUAGCAAUGCAAAUUACCAUGUCAAACGAACAAUGCUGCUACUCUUUAUAAAUCACCGUGCAGUGGAGUCAUCGGCCAUUAAAAAAGCCGUUGAGCAGACUUAUUCGGCGUUUCUUCCAAAGGGAGGGCAUCCAUUUGUAUAUCUAAGUUUAGAUAUCGAUCCACGACGAGUUGAUGUAAACGUGCAUCCUACGAAGCGGGAGGUGAACUUCCUCAAUGAAGAUGAAAUCAUCGAACAAAUCUGCGAUAAAAUCCGACUCAGCCUCUCCACAGUCGACAGCAGUCGAACAUUUAUGACACAGACUCUUCUCCCUGGAGCGAGGAUCCCUACAAUUGCGACUCUGCCUGACUCUGGUAUCGACAGUCUGGUAGUCGGGCACAACAAAAGAUCUGGACAACAAAAGGUGUAUGAGAACAACCUUGUUCGAACGGAUUCUCGCAUGAGAACUAUAACCUCGAUGCUUCCUCUUAGUGUAACACAACCUCUUUCUCGACAAGAUUCCUCAGACGGUGCAUUGCCGGAGGAUCUCCAAUACGACCAGACAGACAAAGAGACGGUGCUGUGUCGGCUGACGAGUGUCAAGGAACUUCGAGCAGAGGUUCGAGAUUGCAUGCACAGCGAACUUACGGGGGUAUUUGCGGGACACUUUUUUGUCGGUAUCGUUGAUGAGAGAAGAAGAAUUGCUGCCAUUCAAGGUAGUGUGAAGCUCUACUUAAUCGACUACGGCAUGAUCAGCAAUGAAUUCUUCUAUCAAGUCGGACUCACAGACUUUGGGAACAUGGGUGUCAUCAAAUUCGACCCGCCGCUCGAUCUGCACGAGCUCCUAGUCAUCGCAGCAGACUACGAGCAGAAGCGACAAAGCCAAGAGGCGGGUCAAAAACAAGCCGGAGAAGCAAUUGAUUGGGUCAAAGCGGUUGCAAAAGUCGAAGAGCAAAUUCUCAAAAUGCGCGAAAUGCUCCAAGAAUAUUUCUCGCUUGAAAUAUCCGAAAACGGCCAAUUACUGUCUAUUCCACUUCUUCUGAAGGGCUAUGUGCCCAGUAUGGCCAAACUUCCUCAAUUCCUAUUACGUCUAGGGCCGACAGUCGAUUGGGCGGAUGAGAAGAAUUGUUUCGCCACGUUCUUGCGCGAACUAGCGAGCUUCUAUGUUCCUGAAUCUCUUCCGCCGUCUCCUCAGCAGGGUCAUCAAGAUUCCUCUGGCAAAGAUUCGCAAUCUACGUCCCAGAAAUUACGAGGCGCAUCUGCAGCCGGAGCCGAAGAUGUAAGUCUUGGAGAUGUAGGUCCAAAUGAUGACACUCUGUCAGAAAGACCAGAUGCCAUGGAUACAGACAGGGAAGGGAAUGGAGAUGAAGAACAAGAGGAGCCACCAGAAAUCACCGCCCGUCGGGCACAACUAAAUCGGAUGGUGCAAGAUGUACUCUUUCCUGCAUUCAAGGCUCGCUUGGUCGCUACCAAGGGUCUGCUGAGAGGUGUAGUGGAAGUAGCCGAUUUGAAAGGAUUAUAUCGUGUGUUUGAGCGUUGUUGAGUUAAAGAUAGACGUAACGUAACGCAAAUUACAUAGAGGAGACCAUCACGGUUUUUCCAAGUAUCGGAU